Molecule: messenger RNA, 1432 nt
Organism: Paramacrobiotus metropolitanus
Lineage: Eukaryota; Metazoa; Tardigrada; Eutardigrada; Parachela; Macrobiotidae
Exons: 3
Coding region: 117-1373 (418 amino acids)
Source: RefSeq, a predicted model, not a curated record
GUUAGUUUGUAUUCUUCCGUCCUUCGUGUACUGCGAUAUCCCGCGAAAAUACGCAGGAUUAUUCAGCUAUACUCUGUGCUACGAUUUCUUCUACAACUUAGCCUACUGCAUUAGCCAUGGUCUUAUCAGACCAAAUCAGCGACAAGAUCGUGCCAUGGCAUUCGAUGUACUAUGCUUUAGUAUGCUAUUUCUCCAUGCUGCAGUUGCUUUGCGCGGCAAUGUCGAUUCCAGCUUGGGUACCCAUAUUUCUUCCGCAAGCCAACACAGUGCACAGCCAUCUGGCAAUGGGAUACGCCUUCUACAUGUGGACCGUCCUGUAUAAUUUUGCUGGAUUGGUUGUCGGUUGCUGCUACAAUGGAAAGCACACCGAAGACCUGGAGCAGACUGGCCGUCACCGGGCCCCGUGGCUCUGGCUAGCUCGCGCCUACUUGAUCUGCAUGGCCAUCAGCGUGCUGUUUGCACUGGGGGCCAUUCUGCAGAUCGCUCUGCAAAGUGGACUCACACCGAUGCUGCACUUGGCGGGCGUGGCGUAUGGCUUUCUCAUUCUGAACGUCGUGUUGAUUAUAUUCACCGUCAUUUCACUGAAGAAAGGGCGCCUGCCGACCGCCGUUGUUUGCUGUUUGCAACGUUAUGAUGAGGAAGAGAGUGUGUGUGCGGAGUGUAUGAAGGAUUAUUACGAUUGGACGGCGAUCCAGGCUUUUAUCAAGCUGCCGUGGGGAUUAUUUGCGCUGCCGUGGAUGAUCCUGGGUAGUAUUAACGACCGGGCUACCACUGGCGAAACCUUCGUUUCUGGGACGAUUACCGCGGCAUGGAUGAUCCUCUACAACGUAAUCGGACUUCUCGGACUGGCAGCAACGACCAAGCCAUCACCGCCGUCCCCAACGCCAACACGCUUCUUCAGUACCAUGCGCGGAUUGAAAUUCUUUACCAUCUACACAGUUUUGAUGUUCGGCAGUGCCGGAAUGGCUGCGUCUGCCCUCCUCGACGGGCGCAAUUUAGAUGCAGACAAAAAGGACUUGAUAUCGGCCGACACGAAAGAAAAACUGCUGGGACUCGUUAACCUCCUCGUAGAGCUCGUCUUUGCCAUGGUGUCGUACUGCCUGGGCGCCUAUGGGCCACUGAAGGGUACCGAAGCAUCAGCGAACGAUAUCGUGGAUACCGUUCCUCGACACGCUGACGAACUAUGCACUCCGGAUACGAAUGCAAUGGAUGAACCACCGGCGUAUCAUGAAGUUGUGUCGCGAAAUGAACCGGAUGUCCCUCCGUCGUACGCACAAGUAACAAAUGUUCCGACUGAUGACCGCAAAAGCGGGAGGAUCGUUCCUCGAUGUCCUUUUCCCAGCUGGCAGGAAGAGCGAAACUCUGUCGUUUAAAAGAAGCGUUAUGGAAAUUUAAUGUCUUUGCACCUGGCCGUUUAAACUAUCCGAUUGCU